Messenger RNA from Actinia tenebrosa (Australian red waratah sea anemone), 1060 nucleotides. RefSeq lists its product as uncharacterized. The record is from RefSeq and is a predicted model, not a curated record. Lineage: Eukaryota; Metazoa; Cnidaria; Anthozoa; Actiniaria; Actiniidae.
GUAUGGUUGAGGGUUGAUAUCGAAAGUACCAACAUAAAAGUUAUAUGUUUAGAUACUGACCUGGCACGUUUGCUGAACAAUUCAUUUAUUAGAAAUUCGAAAGUAGUCAGCUGAGUGUAAAUAUGAAUCCUCUCGCUCCGUACACAGCAAGUGCAAUAUGCAAAUUUUUAACGCACGCAUGAUGAUUCACGUGUGAAUGGCAUGAAAAAUGCCGUGUUUUAUGUUGGAAUGCGCAUCUUCGCUCAGCAGUUCAUGCAGCAUGGAUGCGCAGCAAGUCCGAGUAGUUCUUUUAAAUAUAGUCGCCUGGAUAUUGCUGUUUGUYGCCUUUAUUAGGCCACCACCUCAACAAAAUCUGUUUCCCUUACAACAUCGUCUUUUUGAGAAUUUUCACGGGGAAAUAUUUCGUGGUAGAGAUGUGUUUUCUCUUAUAUCAAGGAAAGCGCACCUCUUCUGGCGAAACACUGGCGAAACUCCUGUGUCGUUUCUCAAACUUGCGAACGAUAUCCUCCCAACCUUGCAGAACUUAAGAUUAGACGGGCAACCCCGUGUACGCCAGAGGAGACUGAAAAUAAACGUAGUUAACCAAGUUCUGCUUGUGAUGAUGUGGUUACGUAAAUAUUCUYAUAUAGACACUUUAGCACUGUGGUUUGAUAUAGACCCUACGUCCGUUAUCCGCAUUAUUUACAGGACGUUACCAGUAAUGUGGAGAUAUUUUCAAAAUCAAAUCACCUGGCCGAACCUCGCGGAGUGGAGAAAUCGAAUGGGCAGCUGGCCAGAGUUACCAAAUGCCGUCGGUGCUAUAGAUGCAACCCCGCAUGAGAUUUAUUGCCCUCUGGCGGAGCCUCAGCGACCAUUUUACAGUGGCCAUAGGCACUAUCACUGCCUAAACACUCAAUUGGUAAUGGAUAAUGAGGGCCAUAUUCGGUUUCUUCAGGCUGGCUUCUUGGGUAGCACACAUGAUGCGACUGCUUAUAGGUUAAUGCAGCCUAUAGGGCCCGGUUUAGUCCUAGAUUUACCGCCAGGUGUUAAACUGUUGGGCGAUAGAGGGUAUCCUGAUUGA